Panonychus citri (citrus red mite) is the source of this 1880-nucleotide messenger RNA. RefSeq names its product pentatricopeptide repeat-containing protein 2, mitochondrial-like. The transcript has 4 exons. Bases 156 to 1586 code for a protein of 476 amino acids. Gene Ontology annotation, biological process: regulation of mRNA processing; mitochondrion organization; multicellular organism development. Gene Ontology annotation, molecular function: RNA binding. Gene Ontology annotation, cellular component: mitochondrion. Lineage: Eukaryota; Metazoa; Arthropoda; Arachnida; Trombidiformes; Tetranychidae. The record is from RefSeq and is a predicted model, not a curated record.
AGCACAUGGACUGAAUUUGGAAACCCAAUUGUCCUUUUGUUGUUGAUUACCAAUUUCCCUUUAAUUAAUUAAUUAAUUAGUGGUUUUCUGUUUAAUUUAUCCUAAUUUUCUGUGACAAUUUGAUAUAUUUUUUCUUCACUGGUUGUACAAUAAGAAUGUCUAAUUUGAUUAGCUCUCGUUUUGCUGGUUUGUGCUCUAAAAAUGUUUCCACUUACAAAUAUGGUUGUUCAUUGAAAACAAAUUUGAACACAAUUUUGUUACCAACUUCAAGUGGAUCUUUAUUACCCUCAGGCCCACGAUUUUUGUAUACAGCUAGUUUUUUGGGUGUUGAUGUCUUUGAAAAUCAACGAACCAAAGUUUCAGGUCAAUUUGGUCAUCUUAAGGAGAAUCUUAUUGAACGCAUGAAAUCAACCAUCGAGGGUAAAAAUAAGAUGAUCUUUUCAGAAGAUCUGAAAAAUUCUAUAUUUCUUAUUUCUAAUCAACCUGAAGAUGUGAAUUUACUUAAGCAAGUGAUCACUAAAUACACUGAACAAACAACUGAUAUUAAAUUUUCCACUUACCAAUUCGGCCCUGUGGUUAUGAGAUUAUUUUAUCUAUUUGGAGACAGUGAUUUAGCCUACGAGAUGUUGAUGGACACUAAAUAUGGUGAUUUCUUUAAUCAGGAACGAAGCUUUUUAAUUGCUAUGGAUCUUUGUUGGGAACAAGGAAAAUACCAACAAAUCUUAGAGUUAUACGAUCGAUUCAAGAACAUGGAAGGAAGAAACUACAAAUACCCACGAGAUAUUAUAACAUUAGUUGCUUCAUCUUGUUUCAAAUUGAAUACAACGGAAUCCUUUAAGUAUUGUCUAAAUCUUUUUGUCGAAAUUCGUGAAAGCAAAUCUCGAUUCACAAGACGAGCAAUUUCAUUCUUCUCGGCAUUAGCAUUGAAGCAGAAUGAUCCUGAGGUUGCUCUUGAAAGUCUCACAAUGAUCGAAACUCCUGCCAAUAGUGCUGUCCUUCUUACCAUUCGACUUAUGGCUUUGGCCAGUUUGAAGAGAAUUGAUGAUAUUCUUUACAUCAUUAGAAAUAUAAUCAACCGUGGACGUCCGAUUGAAAGAGCAAUUGUCCUUUCAGAAGCCAUUGAAAAGAUUGAUGCUGCUGUUGAAUCUUCAGAAAAUUCUGAGGCCAAAAACGAUUGGGAGAACAUUAAAAGAUCGUUACAAGAAAACAAACUUAUUCAAGAAAACUCAUUAGAACCAGUUCUUUGUAAUCCAAUUGAAAGAACGGUUCGACCUGAUCAACAACAAUACAGACAAGGAUCGGGUUUCGUUCAAAAUGACCGUAGUGAAGGUGCCGGUGGCUACAGAUCAGGUGGUGGCUAUGGAUCUCCCCGUAAUUAUGGCUCAAAUGAUUACGGAACAGGUAAUUAUGGAGCUGGUCAACAACGAGACAAUAACUAUCGACGAGUCGGCGGACCUCGUGGAGAUGGAGGAUACAGAUCAUCUACCGGUGGUUACCGACGAAAUGACAAUUACGGUGGACAAAGACGUCGAAACUAUGAUUCACAAUACAACAAAGAAGACGACAAUAGUUCCAGUUACAAUUAAUAGUUAAACAAGAUAAUUUGCUCAUUUAAAUUGUCUACUAUUACUAAUAGUUGCAUUUAUUGUGCCAAUUCAAACCUACAAUUGGUACAAUCAUUAAUCAAUUUAAAUGUUACCAUAACCAUCAACCAAUCCAAACCAAAAUCAAUUAGAUCAAGUCAUUCAUUUUUCCGUCAACCAUUUAAACACCUAAAAGCUUGUGUUGUUUUUUUUUUGUAAAAUCACUACAAUUAUCACAUAGACUUUAUAAGAAAACAUGUUUAUUAGAUAAACAAUUAAAAAAAUUAAACAUAGCAA